AUGGCGCAGCGCCGCCUCACAGACUUCUUCGCGCGCCGCCGCAGCGGGCCCCCGGCCGUUCCCCCCGCAGCGUCUCCCCCUUCUGCAGGGUCUCCGGGGGUGCUGGGAGCCUGCGGGGUCUCCUGCCCUCCAGGACCUUCAUCGCUGCGCAAGAUCAAGGAGGCCCCGCUCCCCGCUGCCCCCAGACCCCGGCGGGUGACCCAGGGGCACGAGGUCCUAGGAAAGGAUGCCCACUCUGAGCUCCAGGCGUGCCUGCAGCGGGCACGCGAGCUGGGCGCCCGGGUCCAGGUGCUGAAGGCCCGUGCCAAGGAGGAUGCUCAGGGGUCCCACCCGUCAGAGCCACAGGAGUGUCCAGAGGAGCCUUGCAAGGACAAGGCCCCUGCCUACCAGCGCUUCCACGCUCUCGCCCAGCCUGGCAUCCCAGGCCUGGCACUUCCUUACAAGUACCAGCUGCUGGCCGAGAUGUUCCGCAGCAUGGACACCAUCGUGAGCAUGCUGCACAACCGCACGGAGACAGUGACCUUCGCCAAAGUCAAGCAGGGUGUCCAGGACAUGAUGCGCAGGCGUUUUGAGGAGCGAAAUGUGGGCCAGAUCAAAACCGUGUACCCCACUUCCUACCGCUUCCGCCAGGAGCGCAAUAUACCAACUUUUAAGGAUGGUGUCAAGAAGUCAGACUACCAGCUCACCAUCGAGCCGCUGCUGGGCCAGGAGGCUGGCAGGGUGGCCCCCCAGCUCACAGCGUCUCAGCUCCUGCAGCGUCGGCAGGUCUUCAACCAGAACCUGGUGGCGAGGGUCAAGGAACAUCACAAGGCCUUCCUAGCCACCCUGAACCCCCCCAUGGAGGUGCCCGAGGACCAGCUGACCCGUUGGCACCCAUGCUUCAAUGUGGAUGAAGUGCCUGACAUUGAGCCGGCAGAGCUUCCGCAGCCGCCCCAGACAGAGAAGCUGACCACUGCCCAGGAAGUGCUGGCCCGAGCUCGAAACCUGGUGUCCCCCAGGAUGGAAAAGGCUUUGAGUGACCUGGCCUUGCGCACGGCCAGUCCCAGUAGUCCCGAGACCCCUUGCCCGGCCCCACUUGCCACCCCGCCCACCACUCCACCCACCGUCUCCAGUGCCCUGAAGGGAGUGUCGCAGGCCCUGCUGGAGCGGGUCCGGGCCAAGGAGGCGCAGAAGCAGCUGGCACAGAUGACGAGGCGCCCGGAGCAGGAGCAGCGGCUGCAGCGGCUCGAGCGCCUGCCGGAGCUGGCACGCGUGCUGCGUGGCGUGUUUGUGUCUGAGCGGAAGCCGGCGCUCACCAUGGAGGUGGCCUGUGCCAGGAUGGUGGGCAGCUACCGUGCCCCCAUGAGCCUUGGGGACAUGGAACGGCACUUGCAGCUGCUGGCCGAGCUGCUGCCCGACUGGCUCAGCCUGCACCGCGUGCGCACCGACACCUACUUAAAGCUGGACAAGGCCGCGGACCUCGCAGACCUCACUGCACGCCUGGCCCGCCUGGCCCGUGCUGAGGGCCUGUGA
Elephantulus edwardii (Cape elephant shrew) is the source of this 1512-nucleotide messenger RNA. RefSeq names its product chromatin licensing and DNA replication factor 1 (gene CDT1). The transcript is spliced from 11 exons. Bases 1 to 1512 code for a protein of 503 amino acids. Gene Ontology annotation, molecular function: DNA polymerase binding; DNA binding. Gene Ontology annotation, biological process: DNA replication checkpoint signaling; DNA replication preinitiation complex assembly; mitotic cell cycle. Gene Ontology annotation, cellular component: nucleus. The record is from RefSeq and is a predicted model, not a curated record. NCBI's taxonomy places the organism in Eukaryota, Metazoa, Chordata, Mammalia, Macroscelidea, Macroscelididae.